Messenger RNA from Toxorhynchites rutilus septentrionalis, 642 nucleotides. RefSeq lists its product as uncharacterized. The record is from RefSeq and is a predicted model, not a curated record. The coding region runs from base 133 to 456 and encodes 107 amino acids. Lineage: Eukaryota; Metazoa; Arthropoda; Insecta; Diptera; Culicidae. The transcript has 2 exons.
UAACAUUGAUCGCUUUGGUCGAACAAUGCAUUGCACAAGAUAAGCUUAUAAACCGACGCAAAACGGAAGUGACACUGCAUUUGAAUUCAAGCAAUCGAUAAGUUUAGAUUUAUAUCUCGAAAAAGUGUCGGAAUGUUUAAAGUUACGAGAUUGGUUCUGUUGGCGUGCUUCCUGUCGGCAGUUUUUGGAUACCCUCAGCCGCAGUUGUCUGAGACAGAAGUUCUCGAAAAAGAAGAAAGAGUGAAUUCAGCACCGGAGGUUUACAACACACCAGCUAAUGUGGAGGUGAAAAAUCAGCGAAAUGUUGAGCCUAUACUACUGGAAGAAGCCCAACAGCUACGAAAAGAUGACUUGGUGAAAUCAGAGUCGGCGGCUUUUACUUAUUACUAUCCAUAUUAUUAUUACUAUCCCAAAUAUCGAUGGAAUCCUUACUAUUACUACUAUUGGUGGCUAUGAGUGAUAUGACAAGUUAUUUCUUGCACAAAACCAAUAGUUAGAAUAUGGUGUGAAAAUCUGUUGCCAGCAUAUUAUAAUUAGUUUAUUCGAUCAACUGUUUCUGUAGUUAUACUUAUCAGCAGAUCACAGUUUGGUUGUAAUGCGUAGCACAAGGUGAUAAUAAAGUGCAAAAUUAACCUCGAAAAA